Leucoraja erinaceus (little skate) is the source of this 901-nucleotide messenger RNA. RefSeq names its product lymphotoxin-alpha-like. The record is from RefSeq and is a predicted model, not a curated record. Gene Ontology annotation, cellular component: membrane. The coding region runs from base 488 to 901 and encodes 137 amino acids. NCBI's taxonomy places the organism in Eukaryota, Metazoa, Chordata, Chondrichthyes, Rajiformes, Rajidae. Gene Ontology annotation, molecular function: tumor necrosis factor receptor binding. The transcript has a single exon. Gene Ontology annotation, biological process: immune response.
GAUAUGGACCAAGUGCAGGCAGAUGGGACUAGUGUAGCUGGGACAUUGUUGGCCGGUGUGGGCAAGUUGGGCCGAAGGGCCUGUUUCCACACUGUAUCACUCUGUGACUAGUGUAGCUGGGACAUUGUUGGCUAGUGUUGGCAAGUUCGGCCGAAGGGCCUGUUUCCACACUGUAUCACUCUGUCACUAGUGUAGAUGGGGCAUUGUUGGCUAGUAUGGACAAGUUGGGCUGAAGGGCCUGUUUCCACACUGUAUCACUCUGUCACUAGUGUAGAUGGGACAUUGUUGGCCGGUGUGGGCAAGUUGGGCCGAAGGGCCUGUUUCCACACUGUAUCACUCUAUGACUAGUGUAGAUGGGACAUUGUUGGCUAGUAUGGGCAAGUUGGGUCGAAGGGCCUGUUUCCACACUGUAUCACUCUGUGAGCCCUGGUUUUGACCCCUGCUCUCUCUCUCUCCUCCAGCGUCCGGUGAAGUGGUCAACUCCAGCAUGCGGUGGAAAUCUUCUGGUCGGGAGUCUCGGCUUCAGGCGAUGAACUGCAGCGGCGAUGCCAUCGUCAUUCCCGAGCGGGGCCACUACUACAUCUACUCUCAGGUCUCGUUCGUGGGAGGGGGCUGUGAGAACGGUUCGGAGGUACUGGAGAACACGCUGCUGUACUCAGCCCCCCAGUCUCGUGGCCGACGCCAGCACCAGCACCAGCAGCAGCAGCACCCGGUGGAACUGAUGCAGGCCACCCAGACCGUCUGCCAGGGCCCCAACAACAAACCCUGGUACCACUCCUUGCACCAGGGUGGGCUGCACUGGCUGGAGAAGAACACUCGCAUCUCCGUGAAGAUCAGGCCCUUCCAUCGGGCAGAGUUGGAACAUCACAAGACUUUCUUUGGGGCAUUCAAGCUCCAGUGA